This is a messenger RNA of Papaver somniferum (opium poppy), 714 nucleotides long. Its product is annotated as germin-like protein subfamily T member 2. Gene Ontology annotation, cellular component: cell wall. Bases 1 to 714 code for a protein of 237 amino acids. The record is from RefSeq and is a predicted model, not a curated record. The transcript has a single exon. Gene Ontology annotation, molecular function: manganese ion binding. Lineage: Eukaryota; Viridiplantae; Streptophyta; Magnoliopsida; Ranunculales; Papaveraceae.
AUGGCUGUUCAGUUUAGUAUUAAAACUACGUCAUUCUUCCUAGUUCUGUGUUUAACUGUGAUCCUUUUUUUUACUUUGUCAUGCUAUUCUGCUGAUCCCGACCCGCUCCAAGACUUCUGUGUUGCUGACUUGAACUCCACAAUUCGUAUGAAUGGGUUCCCAUGCAAGCCGGAGUCGCAAGUUACAUCAAAUGAUUUCUUCUUUAGCGGCUUGAUGACUGGAGCAAGCACAGAGAAUCCCUUCGGGGCUGGAUUGAAAUUUGGUGAUGUUACCGCCUUCCCUGGAUUAAACACCCAAGGACUUACGGUGAGCCGAAUCGACAUCGUACCUGGUGGAAUUAUUCCUCUUCACGUACACCCUCGAGCAAGUGAAGCUAAUUUCAUUCUAAAAGGGAGAGUCUAUUUUGGGUUAGUAAGUACAACUGAUGUUUUGUACUCAAAGGUUAUGAAAACCAAAGAGUUGUUUAUUGUACCUAGAGGACUUGUGCAUUUUGCAGUCAACGUUGGACAGAGGAACGCUGUUGUGUUAGCUAUUCUCAAUAGUCAGCUGCCCGGGUUUUCAACACUUCCUCUUAACCUCUUUGCUUCUACCCCAACAAUUCCUAAUUAUAUUUUGGCUAAGAACUUCCGGGUUGAUGAGAAGGUCAUAGCUAUCAUAAAGUCUAAGUUUGCUCCCAAUAGUUCUUUGGCUGUUUCAACUUGGGAAGAUAUAUAG